AUGCCAACCUUCUUCCUCAACAACAUCACGGGCCUGCAGGGCUCUGCCACAGCCCGGUAUCUCCUCGACCAGCCCACGCCUCCCACCAUCGUUGCCCUCUGCCGCGAUCCCACGUCCCCCAAGGCUCAAGCCUUUCAAAAGCAAGGCGUCACCCUGAUCAAAGGCGACUGGGACAACGCGGCCGCCAUCGAGGAGGGCGUCAAGGGCUCUGAUGCCGUCUUUAUGAACUUUAUGCCUGACUUCAACGACUGGAGCGCCAACCUCCGCUCCGCCAACACGACACUCGCCCAUUGCAAGACGCACGCGGUCCCCCACGUCGUCCUCUCCAGUGGCGUCUACGUCGACAACCUGGCCGCCCUGGGCGUCCAGCAAGACAGCAUGCUGGGCAAGAUCCUCACCACCAAGGCCGACUUGGAGAAGGCUGUGAAGGAGAGCGGCCUCAACUACACCAUCUUGCGCCCUGCCAACUUCAUGGCCAAUUACAUUGACCCCUUUGCCCAACGGCAGGUCCUUGGCCUGGCGGAAACAGGUGUGUGGAAGACGGCGCUGCGGGAGGAUGACAAGCUGCCUCUCAUCUCGACACAGACCAUUGGACGUGUCGCCGCCAGGGCUCUGCAGGAGCCGGUGUCCCUUGGCCAGAAGACACUCACGUAUGCAGACGAGACGCUCACUCUCAAGGAGAUGUUCGCUGUGUUGUCGAGCAAGGCAGGCCGGGAGCUCAGGAUGGAGUCACUGUCUGAGGAGGAGGUCGAGGCCACCAAGGCGAGCAACCCUUUCGUGGCAGGACAGCAGGCGAUGCGCAACAUGGCGCAGCUUGUCAACGUCGACAAGGCGAGGAAAAGGAUGGCUGAGUGGGGCAUGGAGCCCGUCAGUUUCGAGGAGUAUCUGGACAGUGAGGCCGAGGGCGUCAAAGCGACGUAUGGCCGUCAGUGA
Molecule: messenger RNA, 933 nt
Organism: Emericellopsis atlantica
Lineage: Eukaryota; Fungi; Ascomycota; Sordariomycetes; Hypocreales; Bionectriaceae
Exons: 1
Coding region: 1-933 (310 amino acids)
Source: RefSeq, a predicted model, not a curated record